This is a messenger RNA of Salmo salar (Atlantic salmon), 2602 nucleotides long. Lineage: Eukaryota; Metazoa; Chordata; Actinopteri; Salmoniformes; Salmonidae. The record is from RefSeq and is a predicted model, not a curated record.
AAGAAGAAGAAGAAGACGAAGAAGAACUAAAACAGGAAGUGAAUAGCUAGAUCGUUGGUUUAUUUUCCUCGUUGACAUGUGGCUCUACAGACCCUAAAAUUCCCAAAUUACAGAUGGAGUUGAAUACGUUUCUUACGCAGCGAUUAAUAGCGGCUGCUGUGGAGAUAUCGUCUGUCUUUGAAAAAAAAGAUAGUCGAGUACCAGGUAGAAAUCUCCCGUUCGAAGGAGGAGAACAAACGUCUACAGAGGCUGUUGGAUUUGGUUUUCCACCCGGAAAUCAAGUUACAUCGAGCAGACUCCCAGCAGCUCUCUCUUCCGGUCUCCGAAGAGGCCGUUCCCCCUGAGCAGCAGCACUGUGAGGAGGAGAGUAGCCCCAGUCUGGGGCAGGAGGACCCAGAGCCCACACAGAUUAAAGGGGAACAGGAGGACCUCAGGACCAGUCAAGAGGAAGAGCAGCCUCAAGGGCUGGAACCUGAUACCAAAGACCUCUUGAUCCCUGCCUGUGUGAAAAGUGACUAUGAACAGGACCCAUCUCUGCCCUCACAUCUUGACCAAACCUUGGAGAACAGAGAGAGAGACUCUCAACCCACCAACACAACUGAACAGAUCAAAACAGAACCUGAUGGAGAGGACUACAGAGUAUCAGAACCAACCAGGGACUCUCAGCUCCUCUCUGCAGCCCAGAGAGAAAACAUAGAAGAACAUGUUGAUGGGAUGGAGAGACCCAUUCCCCCUCCCUUCUCUCCAGACUCCCAGCAGCCCUCUCUCCCUGUCUCUAAAGAGGAGGUUCCCCCAGAGCAGCAGGAGAGAAGCCCCAGGCUGGGUCUGGAGGACCCAGAGCCCACAAAACAAGAGGAACUCUGGACGAAUCAGGAGGAACAGCAGCUGGAAUCUGACAGCAGAGUAUCAGAACCAACCAGGGACUCUCAGCUCCUCUCUGCAGUAAAUCCAGAAUGUUCUGCAGCUCAGAGUGAAAAUGGUAAAGUUCAUCAGAGUCCCAGCACUUCUUCAGAACAAGAUUCUAGUAAUGUGGAAUCAAAUAAAGCAUCUAAUUUCUGUAACUGGAGUGACGAAAACAUCUCAGUUACAGACAGCAACUCUUCAGACAGUAGCUCCUGCACUAAAGAAGACUCUGAGGCACGUAAACCAGCAAAGAGAACAUGCCAUUCUAGUGGUGUGCUGAAUGAACCAUCUGAUUUGUCUAACUUAUGUGAUGAAAACAACCCGGGGACUGAGAUCAGCCCUUCAGACGGCAACAAAGACAUGAACAUCCAAACAGACUCUGGGUCUCAUAAUCCAGCUAAGAGGAUAUGUCAGAGGGUGCAUAGUGUUGCGGUAGCAAGACGUGGGAGUGGAGAGAUGGCCUCCUGUUCCCAUCCCAAAGUGCCAGGAUCCACUCCAGAUUACACCCACUGCAUGCACUGUCAAGCUGCAAAAUCGUCAACUCCUGUUGAGCCAAAAAGUGAAAUCUAAAGAUGUUACAGUAGUGUAAAAGAAGCGAUGUGAUUUGCAUUGUGAAAUUAUUUUCCAUUCUUUGCUGCCGUUUUUGCAAUCUUUUAAGCAACCUUUUCUCAACAGGCGCCCAGCCAACCCGGCGCCCAGCCGACCCGGCGCACAGGCGCCCAGCCAACCUGAAGAAACACCAAUGAGGUAGCAACAGUAGAGAAACACAUGAUGCCGUUCAUGGAAAGAGUAGCCGAGUUCCUGGAAAGAGGGACUGCCUCAAAUGCCUCCAGUCAGAACCUGUGGCGCUCAAAAGCAGAAACUGGUCGGGCAUUAAGCUCUAUGUACAUAAAAGAAUCAAACGGCGACAGAGUUCUGCAGCGAACUUGGGAGACCGCGGCCCUGACGGAGACUUCAAAUCAGGUCCAGAGACUGUCAACGCGACAGCUUAGCCAUUGCGUUUCCCAGUCAUACUUCGAACCAGCCAGGGAUUCGAACCAGCGACUUUGUGUGUGGUGGGGGGUUACAGGUACAAUAUUUAAAUUCAUAUUCUGUUCAUAUAUUUUAUAUUCAUUAGCUCACACAUUGUACCUGUGGGCUGCCACUAAAAACAUUGAAGAAGAAAUUAACUCCGCCAUUUCCUGGUUGGUAAAAUUCUAAUAGUAAACCUAAUUUCAGUUUGUACAUCACAAGCAAGUCUAGUGUAGACUACAGGAUCAUUGUACCAUCUAAACCGCUGUGAAAUAUAUUUUCCAUAACCAAAAAUAUUGUAUUUUCAGCUGUUUUGAAGCUGGUGUACAAAACUUGAAAGUAAAAUACGCAAAAACAAAACUUAAGACGGGAAGCAUAGAAAUAGUGCACAUAGAACAGAUCUACCGCUUCCUAGACUUUGCUUUCAAUGAGCGUGACAGAUCUAUAACUGUAAGUAUAAUUGGAGUCCUCCAUGGGGAUCUUGAGAGGCAGUAGGGCUGAUUUGGAUAGAUUCAUUUAGUAAUCUGAGAUUACAAAAUGAAUUUAUCUAUGAUCUUCAAUGCAUUUGGGAGCAAUAGAGCUACAUUGUCUAGAUAUAGUACAAUACCGUCUGCGUAUUGGUGUUUUUCCUUUGAUAUUGCCUGGGCCAGGGGUUCCAUGCAUAAUAAAAUAACAAAGGAGAAAUGGA